AUGUCAAAUACUUUUUCUAUAUUAGUUAUUGGAGAAACUGGAUGUGGUAAAUCAACACUAAUCAAUACCAUAACAAAUUAUUUUUUAGGUGGAAAAAUUCCAGAUGAUAUUAAAGUUGCAAUCAAAACCAAAUUUUUAAAAGCAACAGAAAAAUUCAAAUCAAGUGAAAACGAUUCCCAAGAUAGAACAAAGAGUCAAACUGAUAGUUGCAACACCUAUUCUUUUAAAAAAGAUUCAAAAACUUUUGCUUUCAUUGAUACACCAGGUUUAUCUGAUACCCGUGGUGUAAAACAAGAUGACUUAAACAUUGGUAAAAUUAUUGACUCUGCUGAAAAUUGUUCAAGUCUUUCAGCAGUUAUAAUUGUAAUCAAUGGUACGGUUCCAAGAAUGACUAUUAACCUUCAAAAUGUUAUUACAAGACUUCGUGGAUCUAUUCCUGAUUCAUUAUUAAAAAAUGUGUUCCUUGUAUUUACCAAUUGUUUAAGUCAUACUAGAAACUUUGUUUUAGAAUCUUUAGAAAUUGAAGUUAAUACUGAUAAUAUUUUCCAUAUGAACAAUACUGCAUUCAGUACUGAUAGAAAACUUUGGGACGAAAUUUCAAUUAAGUCUUUAAAAACAGAAUUCGAACUUUCAUUUAUGACCAUUGAAAGGCUAUUGGAUUCUGUUUCCAAAGUAUCAUCAGUCUCCACUAAGGAUUUUGGGGAAAUGAAAAAACAUAGAAUGAAUAUAAAAUCUACUCUACAUAAAGCAAAAGUAGAUAUUGGUAAUCUUCAAAAACUUCAGGAUUCACUAGCAUCAUAUCAAGCUCAAUUGGAAAAAGCAAAUAAAGAUGUUGAAUCAUUUAAAAACUUUACAAAAAAAACAAAAGUUGCAAGUAAUGAAUUAAAAGAUGCUCCUUAUCAUAGCACAAUCUGUAGUACAUGUAAUCAUGUUUGUCAUGAUCGUUGUGGUUUACAUGAAAUUACUUCAAAGGGUGACAAUGCUUUUAUUAAUUGUACAGCAAUGGCUGGUCGUAAUAAUUGUAGAAUUUGCCCAAGUGAAUGUUCAUAUACUGUUCAUUAUCAUGAUAAAAAAACAAUGGUUAAAGUUGAAAAAACUGUAGAAGAAGAACUAAAAGAUUUGAAGGAGAAAUUUAUGAAAAGCUCACAAUUAUCUACCGAAUUCUCUGGCAAGAUUAAUAGCCUUUCAGAUGCAAAGAAUUUAACAAAUGUUACUUUAAAAAAAAUGACCACUGAAAUUGUUUCCUCGUGUAAAGAAUUGAAAAAACUAUGCUCAGGUUUUAAUUUAGUUGAUGAACUUCAAAUAACAUUAUCACAAAUGGAAAUGGAGGCAAAAAAUUCAACAUCAUUCGAUGCUAGAAAAUCAGCUGAUGAAAUGAUUAGAGUAAUAAGAGACAUAUGCGAUACCUUGAGCAAAGAAUCAGAAUUAAAAUCAAAAAAGAAAAUAAUUUCAAUUGAUGAAUCAAAAAUUAAAAAAGAUCACAUUAAAAAAAAUAAUUUUGUAGAUGAUAAUGAAAAAGAAAAAAGUUCAAAAAUUCAAUGUGACUGCUUUACUUGUAAUGAAACUAUUGAAGUUGAAAAGAAACUAUACAACUCUAUUCUUGAAAAAAAAGGAACAUUUGAAUGUCAAAAAUGUUUAAAAUCAAAUAAUAAUAGUAUAAAUAAUAACAAUAACAAAAAUACAAAAACUAAUUCAAACAAAGAAUCAAACAAUGAAACUACAAUUGAGAAAAUAAAAAAACUCAAUUGUACAUCUUGUAAAAAUGAGUUUUUAAUACCAAAAGAAAAGCUCAAGCAACUAAUUAAUCAAGGUGAACCAAUAUUGUGUGAUAUCUGCAAAUCUAAGAAAUCUAACAUUCCAAAACAAAAUGACCCAAAUAAUGAUAUUAAACAAAAGAAACUCAAUUGUAAUUCUUGUAAAAAAGAUUUUUAUUUAGAUGAUGAAAAAUUUAAAGAAUUAAGAAUCAAAUAUGGUAAUAAUAUUCAAUGUAAAAAAUGUUUCAUCCCCAAUUCCCAAAAACCUUCUUCAGCAGAUCCAAACAAAAUAGAUGAAGAAAAAAACAAACAAAAAAAAAAAUUAUCACCCCAAAAUGAUCAAAAAGAUAAAAAAAUUCAAAAAGAUAAGAAGGACCAAAAAGAUAUUCAAUAA
Molecule: messenger RNA, 2148 nt
Organism: Dictyostelium purpureum
Lineage: Eukaryota; Evosea; Eumycetozoa; Dictyosteliales; Dictyosteliaceae
Exons: 3
Coding region: 1-2148 (715 amino acids)
Molecular function (GO): GTP binding
Source: RefSeq, a predicted model, not a curated record